AUGAUUCCUACUCGGGCACUUCUGGCACGCUCCGUAUGGAAAGGACCCAAUAUCGUACCUCUACACAUCCAAAAAGUAGCACCCGGCCAGAAGAUCCCACCGAUCAGGACGCAGGCACGAUCUGCGACUAUUCUUCCAAACUUCGUGGGACUAGUGUUCCAAGUUCACAACGGAAAGAAAUACGACGAUGUGGUGAUAACCGAGGACAUGGUUGGACAUAAGCUCGGGGAAUUCUCAGCACGCACCGACAGCACAUGGGAUUGCGUUAUGGGAGCGACCACUGGGCGAUCUGUACGAGAAUGGGUGUUUCACACAGAGACUUUUCGGGCACGAAUAUCUUGA
Molecule: messenger RNA, 342 nt
Organism: Drepanopeziza brunnea f. sp. 'multigermtubi' MB_m1
Lineage: Eukaryota; Fungi; Ascomycota; Leotiomycetes; Helotiales; Drepanopezizaceae
Source: RefSeq, a predicted model, not a curated record